This is a messenger RNA of Polypterus senegalus (gray bichir), 577 nucleotides long. RefSeq lists its product as uncharacterized. NCBI's taxonomy places the organism in Eukaryota, Metazoa, Chordata, Cladistia, Polypteriformes, Polypteridae. Bases 35 to 442 code for a protein of 135 amino acids. The transcript has 4 exons. The record is from RefSeq and is a predicted model, not a curated record.
UGCUGCACAUGGUGAGUGUCUGAGGCGAGAAAGCAUGGCUGCCGCGAAACCUCCAGCAAACCCUGCAAAGACAUGCAACUUUGUGGCACAGGAUCAGAUCUGGAAAAGUCACGUUCACAUGGAGGAGGAGGCUGCCCGGGCUUGGCCUACAAACUGGGGAUUCCUUACAACAUCAUACCAGGAGCUGGUGGUGAACAAUUCAGAAAUGAAAAAGGACAAGAGUCAACUGGAACUGCCUGAGCAGAUUCAGACGCGACCUACAACCCCUCCAGAGAAGUAUAUCCAGGUGGCCCCUUCACCUCCUCUACCUCAAACCACACAGGGUUUCAUAGGCUGGAGGUCAACUGUCCCAGAAUUACAGCUGGAACGGUACGGGAGGGUCUAUAAAGGCCAGAAGAGCUUUCUUAGAGACAUGAAGUGGCCGAGGGAAGCCAUCAGUUAAUUGUGUUCAGCUCCAGUCACUCAAGAGAACUCUUGGAUUGACAGUUCCGCCUAGGUUGUGAUUGGUCCUCUAGACGUCACAGAUCCAGCAACUGGUUUUGAGAGCUUAUUUUGUCCAUGACAUUAAAUAAAGUUG